Messenger RNA from Trichechus manatus latirostris (Florida manatee), 1593 nucleotides. It is a transcript of the gene KNSTRN, whose product is annotated as kinetochore localized astrin (SPAG5) binding protein. The transcript has 9 exons. Bases 1 to 954 code for a protein of 317 amino acids. Lineage: Eukaryota; Metazoa; Chordata; Mammalia; Sirenia; Trichechidae. The record is from RefSeq and is a predicted model, not a curated record. Gene Ontology annotation, biological process: mitotic sister chromatid segregation; spindle organization; regulation of attachment of spindle microtubules to kinetochore. Gene Ontology annotation, cellular component: centriolar satellite; kinetochore; mitotic spindle.
AUGGCAGCUCCCAAAGCCAUCGCCCAGGACAGUAUCUUCCGUACAACAUGGCUGCGUACGGAACGUGAAACGCACACCCUCUCGCCCAACUACCGGAAGUUUCCAUUUGAAACGGAGGCGGCCGACGCGGUCGGCUGUGCGGCAGUUGCUUCCGCGCGUCUUUUGAACGAGAUCCAGGAGGACUGCAGGCGGGAGCAGCGAGCUCCUGGGGUCCAUCCGUGCCGCCUUGUUACGAUGACCAGCGUAGUUAAGACAGUGUACACUCUGCAGCCCCCCUCUAUGAUGAGCGGCGGCCUGCCCGCAGACAAACAAUCUCGAGCUGCUUCUAAAAGUCUGUUACCUGUUAAGUCCAAAGAAGUGGAUGUUACCAGACUCUUUCAUUCAGGCGGUUCAGAGAACGAUGGUACAAAAAUCGCCAAACCAAGACGAGAGAAUGGGCAGAUGAAAGCUGCAGACCUUGCCCUUAGGAAGAACGUCAGAAAGAGCUACAAACCGUUGAGUAAGCAGAAAUCAGAGCAGGAGCUCAAGGAUAAGAACCAGCUCUUGGAGGCAGUCAACAAGCAGUUGCACCUGAAGUUGACUGAAACUCAGGGAGAGCUGAAGGGCCUGACUCUGAAGGUGGAGCUGCUGGAGAAGUUUCAGGACAAUUGUUUGGCAAUUUUGGAGAGUAAAGGCAUCCACCCAGUUCUAGGAAGCGAGACCCUGGCAGCUCAACAGGAAUCCACUACGGAUCACACGGACUCUAUGCUGCUGUUGGAGACUUUGCAAGAUGAGCUGAAGCUCUUUAAUGACACUGCCAGAAAGCAGAUGGAAGAGUUACAGGCCUUAAAGGUAAAGUUGAAGACGAAAGAAGAAGAAAGGAUCCGGUUCCUAGAACAGCAAAACAUAUGUAACAAUCAAGUAAAUGAUUUCACAACUGCCCUUAAAGAAAUGGAGCAGCUAUUAGAAAUGUGAUAAAAAAGGAAGUGGCCAGAUGGCUCCCUGUUGGGGACAAACUCUCCGAGGAAGCCACUUAGGAUAUGUGCUUCUUGGCCAUGAUCUAGGACUCCCCAUCCCCUGCGUGAAAACAGCUUCUGCAGUAGGAUUAAGGACAGGCUUAUGCUGGAGUGGCGGUUCCACCUUUAAGCAAAUGUUCCCAGCAUUCAGAUUGAUCAGCUCUCCUGAGCCUCAUACGGAGACCCUUGAGGCCUACAGAAGGGGGACCUGGAGGCCUGGAUCAACCUCUGAGGCAGCAAAACAGCACACCAUUAGAACUGGGAGACUAAACAGCCACAGCCAGAGGACCUAAAAGAUCACAUUCUCAUUUUCGGGAAGAGAACCUCACGCAUACAGUGGAGCACAGGUGUUCCACAGGAGACAUCAUUGAGGAGCCAUGCUGUCUCCUUCUAACCUAGAACACGUUCUGUCCCAUCCCGGUUGGGCUUCUGUACCUCACUGUCAAUCUAUGAACUUGAAGUUGCUUGAAAUGGUUGGCUUAAUAAAUGGGGUGAAGGUACAGUAAUGACACCUGAAGCAGUAUACCUUGGAGCUUUAGAUCUAAGUCACUUCUGUUUUUUUUAAGGGUACUACUUUUAAAAUAAAUAUUUCUAUAAA